AUGGUAAAAGCUACACGAAACUGGAUAAAGAAGUUUAAUAAAUUUUGUCAACAUUAUAAUUAUAUAACACCAAUUAAAAGUAUUGAAGAUUCUUCUUUAAUUGAACAACAAUUAUGUAAAUUUAUUGCACAAAUGACAAAAAAAGAUGGAGGUAAAUACAAAGCUAAGACUAUUAAGCAAGCUAUUGAUAGAAUAAAUAGAUAUAUUAGCAAAAACAGAGCAAUUUGUGACCUUAAUUUACAUGAUAAAUAUCAAUUUCCAGAUUUGUAUAAUAUUUUGAAUAGCAAAAUGAAAGAUUUGCAAGAAAAAGAAUUAGGAAAAAAGAAGGAUCACAAAAACAAUCAACAAGGAAUUGAAGAAGAAAAUGCACAAUGUAUUCAAUUACUAGCUGAUCAAUCUGAUACUUUGGAACCUCCAAAUCAAAAUUGGCGUGAAACUAGUAUUUGGUAUCUUAAAACACACUGUGAUUUAAAUAGGGUAAAAAAUUUUAUGAAAGAUAUUGGGCAAAAAGUAAAAGUAAAACUUCCUGAUAAUGCUUUAACGAACCAUUCUGGAAGAAAAACUAUAACCCAGAUACUUCAGAAUGUUAAUAUACCAGAAGAUCCUAUUAUGAAUAUCACAGAGCAUAAAAGUUCUCAAGGUGUACAUAUAUAUAAAACUAUAAAUGGAAGUCAAAAACUUGAUACAAUGAAAACUUUAAUUAAUACUAUCGAACCAGCAUCAAAUAUAUGCCUGAUGAAUCAAGAAUCUCCUUCAGUACUUAAUGAAAUUAUUAGAUCUCAUGUUAAUAUCAAUAUAACUACUACACAAGAUAUUAAUAUAGUUCAAG
Messenger RNA from Racocetra persica, 829 nucleotides. Lineage: Eukaryota; Fungi; Glomeromycota; Glomeromycetes; Diversisporales; Gigasporaceae. The record is from the annotation of a GenBank genome assembly.